CCAAAACUGAAUAACAAAGAGCCAAACUUGUCCCUGAUCGCGGCGCUCCCUCUGCCGUCAGCCGCGGCUCAGCUCUGCCGGCCACCAGAUAACCAGCAUGGAAGCUAAAACCAAUGAAGAUUGUUUGAAAGUCCAUAAAAUGAAGAAGAAGGUAUUGAGGAAGCAGGCCAGAGCUCAGCAUACAUUGAUGAGACAUGAGGGCAUAAAGUGUGUCUCCCAUGCCACACAGAGCCUGGUUAUUGCCAAUGCUGGUCUUGGUAAUGGGAUGAGCAGACAUCAGUUGCUUAGGAUACUAGAAGAAUAUGGAGCCAUGGAAAUGCUGUUAAUGCCACCAAAUAAACCAUAUUCAUUUGGGAAAUACAGAACAACAGAAGAAGCCAAGAAAGCCUUUAAUGCCCUUAAUGGAAAGGAAGUAAUGCUGGAAGACUGUGGUCAAAACAUUAUUCUAUAUAUUAAUUUUGUGGAAAAAGUUUCCUUGCAAAAUGCUGUUCCUACAAGCUUGCCUCCAGGCUUAAUGGUAAUUGAAAAGAUUAUUUCUCCGGAGGAAGAAAGAAGGAUGUUGGAGAGUAUUGACUGGAAAGGAGGUGAAGAUACUGAAAAUGYCCAGAAGACUUUAAAGCAUAGAAGAGUAAAGCACUUUGGAUAUGAGUUUUGCUAUGAUAACAAUAAUAUUGAUAGAGACAAACCAUUACCUGGAGGUCUUCCUGAAAUUUGCAACCCAUUCUUGGAGAAGUGCUUAAAGCAGGGAUAUAUYAAACAUAAACCUGAUCAACUGACUGUAAAUCAGUAUGAACCUGGACAAGGAAUUCCUCCUCAUACUGAUACACAUUCUGCUUUUGAGGAUGAAAUAAUCUCUCUCAGUUUGGGGGCUGAGAUUGUGAUGGAUUUCAAACACCCUGAUGGUCAUACAGUGGCAAUUAUGUUGCCCCGAUGCAGUUUAUUGGUGAUGACUGGAGAAUCCAGAUACCUGUGGACACAUGGGAUCACACCCAGAAAAUAYGAUGUCAUUCAAGCAUCAGAGCUUGGGCAAAAAGUUGGAGCAAUCACUGCUGAUGUUGGAGAUUUAACAUUAAAUCGAAGGGAAACAAGAACAUCAUUUACAUUCAGGAAAGUGAGGAGAAGCCCUUGCAAUUGCAUUUACCCAUCUGUCUGUGACAGCCAGAAAGGACAGCAGAAAUUGGUGCAACCUUCAUUUCCCCAGAAUGAGAUGGAGGCCUCAAAGCUGGAGCARGAAUAUGUGCACAAGGUGUAUGAAGAGAUUGCCACACACUUCAGCAGUACCAGGCAUAGCCCAUGGCCCCGAAUUGUGGAGUUUCUCAGGUCCCUGCCAAAAGGGUCAAUAGUAGCUGAUAUUGGCUGUGGUAAUGGGAAGUACCUAGGCAUCAAUGAGGAUUUGUACAUGGUUGGCUGUGAUCGCAGCAAAAACCUGGUGGAUAUUUGUGGAGAAAAACAUUUCGAGRCUUUUGUCUGUGAUGCCCUGUCAGUGCCAAUCCGCAGCGGUUCUUGUGACGCCUGCAUCUCUAUUGCUGUAAUACACCACUUCUCAACAGCAGAGAGGAGACUGGCUACUAUCCGUGAACUGGCUCGGCUUCUAAGACCUGGUGGAAGAGCACUUGUUUACGUCUGGGCAAUGGAACAAGAAUACAAAAACCAGAAGUCUAAAUACCUUAAAGAAAAGAAUGGUAGUAAAAACAAAGAGAAGGAAAUGAACACUUGCACAGCCCAGAGACCACUUGAUGACCAAGGGCCUGAUAACAGCAGCCAAGACUCAGCAUGGUCUGACCAACUCCUUAAGGACUUAAAGGAUGAAGGCUGCGGUGCCAAGCCAGUAGGAGAUUCCAGACUGCCUGUUCACACUAACAGAACGUCCUUUCACUCUCAAGAUUUGCUGGUUCCCUGGCACCUGAAAGGUGGUACUAAAAAGAAAGAGGAAAGUGUCGAUACAGUGUUGGUUCCAGGUGGCUCCAAAGAAUCACAAGAACUCAGCCCUGUGUUCCACCGCUAUUACCAUGUGUUCUGUGAGGGGGAACUGGAAGCAGUGUGCUCAUCCCUGGACUGUGUAAGGGUUGAAAAGAGUUACUAUGAUCAGGGAAACUGGUGUGUGAUUCUAGAAAAGUUGUAGCCUGUAGUGUUUGCUCCACUAUCUGUAGAGUUUUUUCUGUUUUUAACAGUGAAAGGUAUUUUGUAAAAGAUAUUUUUAAUGCUGGUUGCAGCUACUGCCUCUUUUACAAUAACAGAAUAAAGAUUGUGUAUUGAGUUAAUAUCAGUGGCUAGCACUGUGUGCCUACGUUAACAAAAUAAUGGCCAAACUCAGCUACUACUUCUGCAGAGUGUUUGCUUUACUUCUCUGAAUUACRGUGAAGAGGAUUAAGUGGGAAAAUACUGCCCAUGCAAAUCACUAAGGCCAAUGCUGAGCUUUUAAAGACAAAGGGCCUGGUUCUGCCUUCUCUCACACCACUUUAUAUAGCKGCAAUAGUUUCCUUGCAGUCCACAGCUUAUUGGAUGGAGCUCUGGGCAGGAAGGCAGAGCUGUUUGCUGUGUUGAACUGUGAGUCAGGGAGGRGGGAGUGAAUGGCACAUGAAGCAGUUAUGCUGAAGUGUCAAACUGUUGCUUCAAGUUUUGUCCUGACUGUUUUGGUGUCCAUGAGGGGUGACAGAUCUCUUUCAGUUUGGAAUAUACUCUUUGUUGUGGUAAAUAAUGGCUUCCUCAAAGGGAACUGGAAAGUCAGUGGAGAUGCCACAGACAUUUUUCUCUUCUUUACAGUCAAAAACCCACAAUUCAUGCUGUCCAUCCCCAGAUUUUUGUAGCUCUUCAUUGGAGUGUUGUUUGAAAGCUCCUCUGAGCUGUGAAUUCCAGCCCAGUGGGAAGAGUCAGAUCAGCUCUGCUACACACCUGCAAUCCUGUGAGUGCAUGUCUCUGUGCCUGUAGCACCACAACUCAUGAGAAGGGCAGGGGCAGCCUCUGUUGGGUGUCUGUGCAGUGACUAACUCACUAAAUUGGGUUCCCUAUUAUUUCUGAUUAURUGGAUUGCAUUCAUGUAAAAUGAAGUAGGACACAUCUCUCAAGCUCUGUAUCUGCAUGGCCCUGUGUUUGCUGGUGCCUUCACUCCUGCUGAACACACAGCAGCUGCUGUUGCAUUUGUACAUUGCCUGUAGCUGCAUUUUCUAUGAGAAUAUACAGUGUUCUGGCAAGAAACARCUACUGCUUAAAAGUCUGAAAUGCUGCCAUAUCUUGACCUUGUGUGACCAGUUAGGAAUCAGGUCUGCAGUUGUKCUCAAUUACUCAAUGUACUCUUAUUCUGACUGCAGAUAGCUCAAUGGUGCUGCCUCCAAAAUCACUGCUGGCUCUGACUGGAUACAGGGUUAAGUACUGUUCUGACCUGGGGCUCAAAUGCGUCAAGCAGAGAAAGGUUGAAUAAUUGAAUGUGGACUUUAUGUAACACUGAUAUACUUUUUGCAGGCUYUGUGGCUCCUGUAGAGCUUUCCUGCUUUCCCUCUGUUUCCCUGGCAGAGGUAGCAUUAGGCAGUUUUUGGUGUAACAUUUGCCAUUUCUUGCCUUCUGGGCUGAUUAACAUCUUUUAUUGACUGCCACAUGUAUGAAUAGGUCAGAUUUCCUCUCACCAGGUCUGCAGUGAAGCAUUUGGGAUGUCYGAGAGAAGUCAGAUUUUGCUAUCAGCCUUUUGGAUGCCAUCAGUCUUCCUGCAACACGUUCCUUUUACCUGAGUCACAGCAGGUUUUCCAAUCAUUUUCAUGCUGGCUCAGAGCAGAAAGUGUCACUCUCCCUGUUCUAGGCAGCCUGACAGUGAUGAGUUUCAGUGGGUCCUGGUUCUGGAAGAAGGUUCUGGUAUGGAGAACACCAGCUUGGGCAACAUUAGUUGGACCAGGCCCACUGGGUUGAACAUUCAAUACGUAAUUCCCUGCCAAAGAGGGUUUUCCUGGCAUUUCUGAGGGCUGUGAUCUAGAGGAUGGGUCCCAGUGGUACAUCAGCUUUUCAAAGACAGUAGAAGGGUUAAAAGUACUCUGACAUCCUGUGAGGCCGGGAAGUGUUAUGAAAUAUUUCUUUGGUUAUAGUUAGGCAGUCUCUUCAGAUGCUCAAAGAGGAAUCAAGUGAUGAAGGAGAAAAUKACAAGGGAGGAGGGCAAGUAGAGGUUAACAAAAUGUAUUCUAGAGAUUUACAACACAGUAUUAUGAGCCACCACAGCUGCCCCUCUGCUGUACUCACUUGUCCCUUUUUACAUCCUGGAAGUGUAAUGAGAUGAAACUCUUUAAGGUCAACAGUUGGAUUUAAAUGCUACAGGUUUCACAGUGCACUGGUUUUCACAGUAAUUAUGUUCCCUUUUUGGCCUUAUUUAAAUAACAAAUGUGCUUAAAUGGUUAUUCAUUUGCAGUCUAGGAGCUAAAGGGAAAGCAAAGCUCCAUGUGAGUAUGACCUGUGCUGUGAAUGCCAAUGCCUCUUCUAUGGCAGUCAUCCCUGAUGUCACAGGGAUCAUCAAAGUGCCUCAGUGCACCUGGGAGUAGGGAGGUGGGAAUUUCUGCUCUGGCCCAAAUAUGACCCUUGGUUUAGCUCUGGGCACAUGGAGGCAAACAUCCUCUGGUGUGACCAGAGGUGGCUGUUUUGGUGGUCACUGUCCCCCUGAUCCAGAGACCACUAGGUACCAGGUACCAGGUACCCUGACCCUGCACUGGGCAGACCUGUACCAUGUGUUGUGCUGUCCUGCCCUGAMAAAACAAGGGUUUCAGAGCCUCUGUAAGUUCAAAGCUAAGGACACAAUGAGGUGAUUGCUUGUCUGGGGCAGGCAAAAAAUAAAACCUGCAAAACAUGGAGGAUUUCUUCAACUUCAUUGAGGUUCUUCAGACCGAYGUCCUUGUGCAGCCAAGCCAGUGAGAAAAACUCUGGACAUUGGAGAAGCUGGAUUUCCCUGAAAGUGCUCCAACUUAAGCUUAGCAUGGAGAGGUGUAGGACAGCGGGUGGCAAGGGACACCAUGCUGACUAUUGCUGUGCUGACUGAGAACCACAAAAAGCUGCAAGGGGCCACAGUUUCUCUUCAGAGAGCUUGAAUUUAUCUUAGUCUGCAAAGCAGUUGGUAUUAGACUUGGUAAAUACUGAGUUCUUUGCUGUCUCCUUAUUUAUUCUGAUAAUAGCAGGGAAGGUCU
This is a messenger RNA of Malurus melanocephalus (red-backed fairy wren), 5153 nucleotides long. It is a transcript of the gene ALKBH8, whose product is annotated as alkB homolog 8, tRNA methyltransferase. Gene Ontology annotation, biological process: tRNA wobble uridine modification. Bases 98 to 2122 code for a protein of 674 amino acids. Gene Ontology annotation, cellular component: nucleus; cytoplasm. The record is from RefSeq and is a predicted model, not a curated record. Gene Ontology annotation, molecular function: S-adenosylmethionine-dependent methyltransferase activity; tRNA binding. The transcript is spliced from 12 exons. NCBI's taxonomy places the organism in Eukaryota, Metazoa, Chordata, Aves, Passeriformes, Maluridae.